Topomyia yanbarensis is the source of this 5785-nucleotide messenger RNA. RefSeq names its product RB1-inducible coiled-coil protein 1 (gene Atg17). Gene Ontology annotation, biological process: piecemeal microautophagy of the nucleus; autophagy of peroxisome; positive regulation of protein phosphorylation. The record is from RefSeq and is a predicted model, not a curated record. The coding region runs from base 1025 to 5215 and encodes 1396 amino acids. Gene Ontology annotation, molecular function: protein kinase binding; molecular adaptor activity. The transcript has 14 exons. Gene Ontology annotation, cellular component: Atg1/ULK1 kinase complex; extrinsic component of membrane; phagophore assembly site membrane. Lineage: Eukaryota; Metazoa; Arthropoda; Insecta; Diptera; Culicidae.
AAAUUUAACGAAAUUUUGUGUUUCGCUGCUGUUUAAAAUUGAAUGCGAGUUGUAUUUUUCCAAAAUGCACGUUACUAUGAGCCACUGUUUGCUUGAAUCGUAAUUGCAAACAGCAAACUAACAUUUGUACAAUUAGCAAAAGCAAAAAAAAACGUCGAUUUCGGAACUGCGCGAUUGCAACAAAAUCCCUCCACUAGUGAAUGGUAACAGCCUGAGCAAAAACGAACCGCUGACGUUCGAUGUUUACAAAUAAUUCCGUCUUCGCGAAUUUGUCAUGAUUGUCGGUUGUGGGCAGGCAAUGCAAUAUAAUCGUCAUCGACCGUCGAACGGAGAAAAGAGUGCACGAACAAAGGAUCGACUAGCCGUAGACGUGGUGUUUGGUGUCGCAGAAAACUUGCGACCGUGUCUCGUUUGGAAAGUAAAUAGGAAAGUAGAAGUUGUGUUGGGCGCUGUGCUCAAUCGGCACGAGAAACAGCUGAUGACCGUACCAAAAAAGCACCAAUAUAUGUAGGGGACGAAAACUGCAAAUAUACAAACACAUUCGUGUGCUUCUCCAUGGCUGCUUUGUACAGAUAGUGAUAAUGUACAGCCUAUAGCAGCAGAAAGUGAGAGGUAGAAAAUUUAGGGAUUACCGCCGACAACAAAAAUAGAAAGAGGAAUAGAUACAGGCAGUUUCGUCGUUCCCCUUUUCUUCACCGCUACCAUUACUCACUAGUGCUAUUCACCGGAUGGAAGAUAAGUGGUCAUCGCGUUUUAACCUCAUUCUACAUUAAGGCCUCAAGAGGUGGCCCAGUGGCAUCCUGUCUAGCUACAACGUCUUGUAGAAAUAAAUGCACGCGACUGUAUUCUAUCUGGGAACGGCGUAACAACAACUUCAACGAGCACCAUCUGCGUGAAACCAUCGCGUUGCAAACGCCUUCAAUGCCUCAAAACGUUUCGUGGUAGUUUCUGUUAGUUGAAGGCCUAUUGACCGAAUCGUGUCAUCUUUCGGAACUGUAACGAAAGACAAAACUGAACUGCAAAGAUGUUGUACGUUUUUCAUGUCGAUAUUGGACGGAUGCUGACGUUUGAGAUGAGCAAAGCACUUGAGAAUGUCCGUUCGCUAAAGGAAACCAUUGAUCGACAUCAUGGUAUACCGAGUAGCAGUAUUGUGCUGCUCGUUAGUGGCGGUGAGAUGUUGCUGGACAACAACCGAGUGUGCAACUAUACGGCCGGGACGGACACUAAUCCGAUCUACAUGUUCAGUACGAGUUUGCUGGAUGCUAAGAAUCAGCCACAACCGUGGCCUAGUAUAGAGGCUGAUAAUGAUUUGAAACUGCAGGUGGAUAAGUGCCUCGAGUUACCGGCUACGUACGGUACGGUUGUGACCCGGGCCCUGCUAGCCCAGCAGGUUUGUGAGAUGGCCAAGGAAGAGGCUAAAACCUGCGAAACGUUGGUGCAUGAGCAACACUUGCAACAGCAGGGAUGGGCAGCUGUCGUAGCCAACAUGGAGGACGUAGUGAGCGAGUUUCAAGAGCGUGUCGCCGAUUUCUACCGGCGGUACGACGAACACCGGCAGCGUUCCACAGAAAAUGUGGAGAUUUUGUCCAACUUUGACAAGGACUUAAAGCAGCUGUCUGAGAUUCCCAUUCUAUCGACGUUAAUGGAAAAUGCAGAAUCACGUCCGUACGGCACUUUCGACGAAGUUUACGCUGAUGCUAGUAAUAUCAUCACGAGCUCAUCCACCGUGAGCAGUAAAACAGCGAGUAAUCAUGAGCGAAAUAGUGUCAGCGCUGGAAGCGAAACUGCAGCACUCGCAGAGAAAUUACUCGCUGCAUCAACUGAAGAAAAAGCCUCCCAAGAUUUAAAUGCAGACGCACCUACUGAAGAAGCGGGAAUGUCUGAGAAAGACAAGGUGAAAUGUAUUUCAGUACUAGACUGGAUAUCUGCUUCUGAAGGGCAACGAACUUUGAAACGUAUGGCAGAAGAAUGCCUUCGCGGGAUGGAACAAUUUGAAAAAGCCACUAUGACGCCACUCAAGGAAAGCAUCGAUAAAGCAGUAGAGCUGUCUCAAAGGGAAGACAUGAAGGAAAUCAAAGGCCUAGAAGAACGUCUCUGUGGACUAGAGCGACUGAUGUUUGACGCGAAAAAGGUUGUACAAGAUCAAAACGAGCUGGCUCAGUCAUUCCAGCAAAAUCAGAAUCGGGCGAAUACGCUGAAUGAUACGUCUAUCCUGCCAGAUCUUUGUGAAUCACACCGCAGCCAGCUGGUUGUGAUGCUAAACAAUCAUAAUCGUUUACGUGACAUUCGGCGUCGCUGUGCCAAGGCAAAGGAUGAACUGGGUAUCAAUCUAUCUCAUCGUUUACGGUACAUCAUCCACGUUGAAACCAAAGUGUAUGAAAUUGAUAACAGCUUGUUGUUCUACCACACCUGCUUGAAGCGUCUGCAGAAACAUUUGGGAAUAAUCGAGCAAAUUCAUAUGGCUCCCUGUAUGUACGUUAGUGCCGUGACGGAAGUGGUUCGUCGAAGAAUGUUUUCAAGUUCUUUUCUAAGAUGGGCUUCCGAUUUAGCAUGCCGGCUCAUGACAAUCCACAACGAGGAAGUCAUGCGACGGCACGACUUCACCUCGCAAUUCGAGGGCCACUUUCUGAGCACCUUAUUUCCUGGUAUGGACGACAUGCCGCCUGCGUACGCUAUUCAAGCCCCACCAAUUUUCGAUUCUAGUCUACCGGGGUUAAACAAGCAAGAUUUACAUGAGCUUUCCCGUUUCCUGCCUGAGCUCACGGAGAAAAUCCAACUACCGAACAUAGACUCUGUGAUAGACUUCUUUUCAUCUAGAUCGAUACAGAGCAAAACCAGUGCCCUGCAAGAGCUUCGUUCAGAUGAUAAAGAGGGUGAAGCGGUGGUACCUUCCGCUAAUGUCGAUAACGAUUCAGAAUUAGCUAAUACAGCACAACCGCCACCGAAAGAAGAUGAAAAGGGAUGUGAAUCGGAAACCGACACCGAAGAGUUUGAGAAAGUGGGACAAAGCCCGAUAGAUCGUAGACAUAAAUCUCGCCCGAAGGUGGAAACUUGCAGUAUGGCCACGUCAACUGAACCAGUGAUGAAGGCGUGCGCAGAAACACUGACAGAGGAAAAUCUCGGUACAACACGAUUAGAGGUGGAAAAACUAAAAACCAUUCUGCGCAAUGUGUACCAGCUGUCACAGUCAUCGAUCAUUUUCUUGCGUGGACAGUUGACAGCGCUCAAGACAGAAAAUGUGACUAGUCGGACCGAAUUCCGCAGUCAACUGGAGGCGAUCCAUCGAUCCUGGGUCGCUAUGCAGGAUGCAGCUCGUAACCGGGAACGCGAAACUAUACAACAAUUGACUGUUGAUCACGAGCUUGAAAUGAACGAUCUCCGAAAAAGUAUCCACCAGAAAGAUGACGAAAUUCAGUCACUUCGAUCGGAUAACUCCACCUUGAAGGGUAGCCAUAUCGAAACGGUUUCCAAGUACGAGAGUGAGAAGAAAGAGUUGAACGACAGGAUUGACGAAAUGAAGGAGGUUGUUAGUAAGUUGGAAAGACAGCUAGCUGAUGUGGAUGUAGACAAAAAGAAGGCUAUUCAAGAAGCUGUGGAUCAGCUAGAACACAAGCACAAAACCGAGAUCGAAUCGUUGCGAUGUAGGUACAAAUUGAUGACGAGCAUGGAUCGGUCACCGUCGGAUACGAGUUUAGAAAAGAUAGAAAGGCCGGAUAUGAUCGAUAUUGUUAGCCACGAACAAUUACUGGCACAGACGCGAGAAGAUUUCAAUCGCGAGAAGGAACGUGCAAUCAAAACUGCUGUUGAAGAAGAACGGCAAAGAUGGGAAGCUUCUCAAACACUGAGGGCACCAUACGCUCAAUCGCAACGUUCGAUGGGUAGUUCUCCGGGUACACCGACCGGGAGUCAAGAUGUAUAUAAGAGAAUUUUAGAGGAGAAAGAUCGCCAGCUAGAUGAGCUGCGAGAUAAGGAGGCCCAUUUACUGAAGGAGAACCAGCGAUAUAAGGAAACCAUCCAAUCAUUGACGGAUCCAGAGUUGUGCACUAAUCAAAUCAACAUCAAAGAACGCGUCGAGGCGCUAGAACUUGAAAAUCAACAAUUAACGAAAGAGCUGGAUAAGCAGCACAAUCGAUUGUGUGGAACGGUUUCUAUUCAAUCCUGUUCUAAAGGAGACACUGUGAUGAUCAUUUACAAUGCUACCUAUGAUCAGUACACAAUUUUUCAGAAUGCUCCUGUGUUAUAUUUCCUGCAUGCGGAUAGCUACGCGGCCUUCAGUCUGCCGCAGUUAGUGGCGGGUGUGGUGCCAAAAACUAUUUAUUGUGUUGGUACUGUAGUGGAUAAGGACUACUGUCAUGCUCGGAAGGACGAAAACCGAUACAAGGUAUCACGGGGUACUCGUUUUUAUCGAGUUAAAGUGAAACCUUUGUCGAACAGUGGCAGCGUCAGCAGUAGUACAUCGAAAAACGUCGAUCCCGACAAGCACUCCUACAAGAAGGAAAAAAGCAAAAUGACGGAAUUGAGCCGUUCGUCUUCGACCAUUACGGAUCAGAGUAUAACUGCUGGUACGCACGGAUUGCUGAUCGACUCGUUCGCACAAACCGAACAAAGUACCUCACAGCUGAUGGAGGACUCGGCAAUCAUCAAGACCAGUGCCAGUCGGGACAUGAUCGACUCGGGAGUGGCUGAACAGCAGAAAAGUACAUACAAGGAGCGUAAUAUUAGCGUGACAGACGAUGACGAAGUUACGUACAGUGCAAGCGCUAGUGCCAGUGUCGAUGAUGGCGAACAGGACCGGCUGCGUUAUCAAAGCGUCUGUGAAGAAGAGCAGGACGAGUUGGCCGAAGAAACGCAGUCCGGAAGCAUCAAUAGUAAUACGACGGCUCCACUGCCAGGCGCAUCACUCGUUUCCAUUCCUGACCGAUCGGUUUCACCGCUGCACGACCUGAUCGAAGCCAUUGACGUAAUUGAUGGUGCUUUGUCCACCGUUGCACUCUACACCAGCACCGAUAGCAGCGUAAUAGAUUCCACCAUUGCACUAGAAUCCGAAAUAACUCCGGCACUCACCAUCGAUGGUUGUGGUGGUAGCGCGGAACUGUUAUCACUACCGUCUGGUGAUCUCGUGAUGGACGACAUCAGUGACUCGGCCGAGUCGGAGUAUCGCUCACUGGAGACCAAGGACGAUGAUAGCGAUAUGCUGUACUAUUGUCUCGAAUAAGAGAUGCACUUUAUUGGACUGAUUUUUUUGCAUAUAACCAUCAGUUACUAAUACGUGAUGUAACCUUAUAGCGCUUGUAAAGAGAUUAGUUUGUAACAUACGAGUGAACGAUACUUUGCAUUGUCAUAUCAACGUAAAGAUACAUUUUUAAUUGAAAAUUGGUAGACGUUUCAUUCGAUAAAAUUAAUGAGAUUCUGUAGGUAGAGGUAGAGGAUUCAACAGUUUUAAUAGUUAUUUUCUCGAUAAUUUUGUGACAUUAGGUACUGUAUGUCAGGAACAAAGCAGCCAGAAUGCCAAUUUAUACGCAUUUCAUCGCUUGUAUGUCAGAGUUUCGAUGUAAUUCGAAGCAUCUCUCUCGUUCGGAUUGGCACUCAAGCGUUUUCAACUAUCAUUUAAAUUUUCAUUCAAUAAUAUUAAAGAAACUUGCAUCAUAAACUACAAUUAGAAUGCUUGUAAACACCGGAAGGAUGCACGCUUAUUGUGUUCCGAGCAUCCGAAAUCAUCGGUAGUUCAACAUAUAGGACAAAAAAAGUGCUACACUAAUAUCAGGAGUCUUUCAGGUUUUCCAUU